Messenger RNA from Anolis sagrei ordinatus, 1457 nucleotides. Its product is annotated as alpha-1-antitrypsin-like. Gene Ontology annotation, molecular function: serine-type endopeptidase inhibitor activity. Gene Ontology annotation, biological process: negative regulation of endopeptidase activity. The record is from RefSeq and is a predicted model, not a curated record. NCBI's taxonomy places the organism in Eukaryota, Metazoa, Chordata, Lepidosauria, Squamata, Anolidae.
UUAAUACUAAAUAUUUGGUGCUAUAUAAGGCUAACACAAAAACAACGAAGCACGGAGUAGCAUAGACCACUGCGAUACUAUAAGAUUCUUUUAGAGCAUCUACCUCCAUGAAGCCCAUUUACCUUUCCUGGUUGCUUAUUGUUCUUCAAGUAUAUUGUCAACACCACCCAAGACAAAACAUUGGCCCAGAUGGUCAUGGAGAUAAAAUCAUAUUUGAGGAUCAGGAUUCUCCUCUGGAAGAAGAACAAGGAAAGAAGACUACAUAUUAUGAAAAGAUAGCUCCUAAUAAUGCUGAUUUUGCAUUCAGAUUCUACAGGCACAUAGCAUCCAGCACAGCUACUAAAAAUAUUUUCUUCUCUCCCUUCAGUAUCUCCACAGCUUUUGCUAUGCUGGUUCAGGGUGCCAGAUCUGAAACCCAAAACCAGAUUUAUGAAGCUCUUGCUUUUAACCUGUCUGAGAUUGAGGAGCAUGAGCUCCAUAAAGGAUUCCACCAGCUUAUCCACACGCUUAACCACCCAAAUAACAAAGCACAAGUGAAGAUAGGGAAUGCCAUGUUCAUAAACGAAACACUGAAAAUACUGCCAAAGUUUCUGGAGGACAUUGAAAGUUUAUAUACUGCUGAAGGGUUUUCUUCAAACUUUGGCAAUUCAACAGCGGCUGAAAAGCAGAUAAAUGAGUAUGUCCAAACCAAAACUCAUGGGAAAAUAGCCCAGGCAGUGGAAGAUCUGGAUCCAUUGACUGUAAUGGUUCUUGUAAACUAUAUUUUCUUCAAAGCUCACUGGGAAAACCCUUUUGAUCCUUAUUAUACUAAAGAAGCAGACUUUUUCUUGGAUGCCAACACCACUGUGAAAGUCUCUAUGAUGUAUCGACAAGACUAUUUCAAUUUUCUCUACGACCGCAAUCUGUCUUGCUGGGUGGUGGAAGUCCCAUAUAAAGGGGAUGCUUCUGCGUUUUUCAUUCUGCCAGACAAAGGGAAAAUGGAGCAAGUGGAGAGCGCCUUAUCAAGUGAAACUCUGGCUAAAUGGCAAACAUCCUUAACACUUAGAGAAAUUCAUCUAUUGAUUCCAAAACUGUCAAUUACUACAUCUUACAAUGUGAAAGAUUUGCUGCAAAAAAUGGGCAUGACUGAUGUCUUCAGUGAAAAUGCUGACCUGUCUGGAAUAACUGGGGAACCGAAUCUGAAGGUUUCCAGAGCUGUUCACAAGGCUGUCGUGGAUAUUCAUGAGAGUGGCACUGUGGCAGGGGGAGUCACUGCUAUACAGAUUACAGCAAGGUGUUGUUCUCCUGAAACUUACAUCAAAUGCAACCACCCUUUCCUCUUCCUAAUUGUUAAUAAAGCAACACAUACCAUCCUCUUUGCAGGGAAAAUUCUAAAUCCAUCUGAAAAAUGAUCACUACCUGAUCAGCUACCUGAUCACAUCUUACAUCAUAAAUAAAAGUUGAUGUAAUUCCAAUAA